Messenger RNA from Rangifer tarandus platyrhynchus (Svalbard reindeer), 315 nucleotides. Lineage: Eukaryota; Metazoa; Chordata; Mammalia; Artiodactyla; Cervidae. The record is from the annotation of a GenBank genome assembly.
AUGGAAGUUUGCAUUUCUAACAAGAUCUCAGGCAAUGCUAAUGCUGGUGCAGGGACCACACUUAGAGCAUCACUGCCCUGGUUUGUCACAUUUUUAUUCUGCAAUAGGAUGGUCUUGGGGUCUCCACCUCCUGCUGAGAAACCCACUCCUGCCAUAAGCAGUUCUGGUACUAGAGUUCACUCGGGCCCCUUCUCAGGGGUGAUGAAGGGAAUUCAGGAGCAUCAAAGAACCACCUGGGCCCCACCAUCAGAGAUUGUUUCAGCAGAUAGGAGGUGGGGCUUGGAAAUCUGCAUUUGUAACAGGUACUUCAGGUGA